Molecule: messenger RNA, 2025 nt
Organism: Urocitellus parryii (Arctic ground squirrel)
Lineage: Eukaryota; Metazoa; Chordata; Mammalia; Rodentia; Sciuridae
Source: RefSeq, a predicted model, not a curated record
UGAGGACAGGCUGCAGUGGUGCUCUGCCUGCCAGAUUCACUCUACCUUCUUGUGACCUCUCCACUCCUCCAUUUGACCUUACAUUCCUGAGACCUGUUCGGGCAGUGGCUUGGACUACAUCUCCCGGCGUGCCUGGCAGAGUGGUGGCCUCUCUACGCCCUCUGCACUAGUUGCCAGCGGACGAUGCAGCGGGCUAGGAGCAUGGUGGCCCCUUUGGGCUUUYGCCUGCAGGCGCUUCCCUCGGCCCCAGGUCGCCCUCUCAGUUGCUCGCAGGAUGUGCUCCGCAGAACUCCGCUCCAUGACUUCCACCUGGCCCAUGGCGGGAAAAUGGUGGCAUUUGCGGGUUGGAGUCUGCCUAUACAGUACCAGGAAAGUCACAUUGAAUCGCACCUUCAUACACGACGACAUUGCUCGCUCUUUGAUGUCUCUCACAUGCUGCAGACCAAGAUAUUUGGUUGUGACCGGGUGAAGCUGAUGGAGAGUUUAGUGGUUGGAGACAUUGCAGAGCUAAGGCCAAAUAAGGGGACACUGUCGCUGUUUACCAACGAGGCUGGAGGCAUCUUAGAUGACUUGAUUGUGACCAAUACUUCUGAAGGACACCUAUAUGUGGUGUCCAAUGCUGGCUGCUGGGACAAGGACUUGGCCCUCAUGCAGGACAAGGUCAGGGAACUUAAGAACAGGGGCAAUGAUGUGGGCCUGGAGAUUGUGGAUAAUGCUCUGCUAGCCCUGCAAGGCCCUACUGCAGCCCAAGUUCUUCAGGCUGGUGUGGCAGAUGACCUGAGGAAAUUACCCUUCAUGACCAGUGCUGUGAUGAAGGUGUUUGGUGUGUCUGGCUGUCGAGUGACUCGUUGUGGCUACACAGGAGAAGAUGGUGUAGAGAUCUCAGUGCCAGCCCCUGGGGCAGUCCACCUGGCAACAGCUCUGCUGGAAAACCCAGAGGUGAAGCUGGCAGGGCUGGCUGCCCGGGACAGCCUGCGCCUGGAAGCAGGCCUCUGCCUGUAUGGGAAUGAUAUUGAUGAACAUAUCACACCUGUUGAGGGCAGCCUUGGUUGGACAUUGGGGAAGCGUCGCCGAGCUGCUAUGGAUUUCCCAGGAGCUAAGGUUAUUGUUCCCCAGCUGAAAGGUGAGGUGCAGCGGAAGCGUGUGGGAUUGAUGUGUGAGGGGGCUCCAAUGCGGGCACACAACCCCAUCCUGAGCACAGAAGGCAUCAUGAUUGGUACUGUGACCAGUGGCUGCCCUUCACCCUGCUUGAAGAAGAAUGUGGCAAUGGGUUAUGUGCCCUUCAAGUACAGUCAGCCAGGAACACAGCUGCUUGUAGAGGUGCGGCGGAAGCAGCAGAUGGCUGUGGUCAGCAAGAUGCCCUUUGUACCCACGAACUACUACACUCUGAAAUGAAAAAGGCCCAAGGAAGGGCGCUCCUCUCUGGGAGUCUACCUCUAGGGAACAUUCAUUAGGGCUCAGUCAGGAUAAUGAAGAAGAACUCACCAGGAGUGGGCAGCUAAUUAGAAUUUGGCUCUAGUCUGAGGAGGCCACUGAGACUACCCCUAAACCCCAAUACAUGCCACUGAUUUCAGCUCACCCUAUGUCCUAUUUCAGUUCAUAACCCCAGUAACUCCACUCUGCCAUAAGUGCUGGCUAUAAAGCAAAAGCUCAACUUUGUAGGGAGAAUACCUGCCCAAUCUACCUCACCAGUUUCUCACAUUUCAGAGGGCUAUUACUAUGGACAGUGUGAGCUUAGCAUACCUCCUUCACUUUGCUUUCCAUGAAUGCAAACUGCUGCCUCUCCCUGUACAGGAAUGAUUCUUGAGUCAUAGAACAUUGGCUUAGUUAUUCCUAUGUGUAAACCUGGGGGUGGGUGAGUAGACAUGGACUCACUCUUCCACAUUCCCUAUUUGGCUUGGCCCGCUGCCCAGUAGCAAACCAUGGCAAAUUUACCACCUGAGGUGACCUUCACCCCUGGGACCCAUAACUAGACUUUACUGAUUCCUGAAAAAAAAUUAAAUGAGCUUAUUCCUUCCAACUUGC